AUGAUAAUAACCUAUGAUAUGUAUCAUUUCGAAACAUUGCCUCCAAAUGCUAAAAAUUAAAUGUUAACUGCUACAUGCGAAAAAGCCGUAUAAAUUGCAAUUGAAUAUUUUUCUCAUUUAAUAAAAAUAAUCCCAAGAACUAAAUCAGAAAUGAAAUAUUAAGAUGGUGAAUGUGGAGAUGUUGAAGUUCCUACUAGAGACAUGAUGAUAGGAAAAAAUUCUGAUUUAAAUUUAUAUGUAUAAUAUAACAUGGAUGAAGAUGAAGAUUAUUAUGCUUAUUCAUUUACGGGAGUUGAUAGUUUAUUGCUCAGAACUCCUAACGUUUUGAAGUUUGCUUAAUAAUAUUUUGGAUGUCCUACAUUAGAAGGUAUGCCUCUUUAAAAUUCAGGAGGUGAAGAUUCUGAAAAUUCUCACUGGGAAAACACAAUUUUACAAAGCGAAUACAUGAAUACAUCUAUAUCAUUGACUUAGGCCUAUUUCAGUGGUUUUACAGCCAAUCUUUUAAGGGACACAGGUUUCUAUGCUGAAAUAGACUCAUCUAUGGAAGAAUAAAUUUUUUAUGGAAAAGGUAAAGGCUGUGAACACGUUAUGGGUAAAUGUAGAACUUCAACAAGAGAAUAUUGUAAUCCUAAAACAGACUAGGGUUUAUGCGAUUUUUACCACCAUGGUUCUUCUAAAUGUACAGUUAGUGUAUUUAAUGAUGCUAAUUGUAAUAAUUUAUUAAAUAAUACUAAAUUAAAAUGCUGGGAUGUUAAUAGUGAAUAGAAUAAAAAAGAUAUUUUAGAAGAUCAUGGAACCAAAUUUGGGAUUGAUUCGAGAUGUUUUAAUGGAAAUUUAUUAACUAAUAAAAAAAAAUAUGUUGAAAAAAUUAUGGGUACUUGCUAUAAACAUGAAUGUAGUUCUAAUGGAUAAUAACUCACUAUUUAUGUAGGAUAAGAAAAACUUAUUUGUAGAUAAAAUUUAGAGAAAAAAACAGUAAAAAAUUAUAAUGGAUAUAUUUUAUGUCCGGAAAGCAUACAAGAAUUUUGCGGGUUUAAAAAAAUAUGCCCGAAUUUUUGUAGUACAAACGGAUAUUGCUUGAAAAAUAAAUGUCACUGUAAAAAAGGAUUUUUUGGAGAAGAUUGCUCUAGUAAUAAACCUGUUUGA
Molecule: messenger RNA, 1146 nt
Organism: Ichthyophthirius multifiliis
Lineage: Eukaryota; Ciliophora; Oligohymenophorea; Hymenostomatida
Product: leishmanolysin family protein, putative
Exons: 2
Biological process (GO): cell adhesion; proteolysis
Cellular component (GO): cytoplasm; membrane
Molecular function (GO): metalloendopeptidase activity
Source: RefSeq, a predicted model, not a curated record